Molecule: messenger RNA, 1784 nt
Organism: Helianthus annuus (common sunflower)
Lineage: Eukaryota; Viridiplantae; Streptophyta; Magnoliopsida; Asterales; Asteraceae
Product: 3-ketoacyl-CoA synthase 11
Exons: 2
Coding region: 158-1654 (498 amino acids)
Biological process (GO): fatty acid biosynthetic process
Cellular component (GO): membrane
Molecular function (GO): acyltransferase activity, transferring groups other than amino-acyl groups
Source: RefSeq, a predicted model, not a curated record
CAUAUUAAAUGAUUGGGCGGAGGUAACCAUAACAACUUGAAAGUCGUUAGUUGCUUCCUUUAAAUAACCACUUUUUUUUUUUUAAUUCCUUCUCUCUCUCACACACCCAAACACACACACACACAUCAACCAACCGAUUUGAGUUCGAACAUUAACAAUGGCGGAUCUCCCAAACUUCCUGUUAUCAGUGAAACUGAAAUACGUGAAAUUAGGUUACCAUUACCUGAUCUCACAUUUCAUGUACCUCCUCUUAAUCCCACUCCUCGCAGUCGUCUCCGUUCAUCUCUCAACCCUCACAUCACAAGAUCUCAUCAACCUAUGGCACCACCUCCGCUUCAAUUUACUCACCGUCAUCAUAUGCUCAACGCUCAUCGUGUUUCUCGCCACACUCUACUUCAUGAGCCGCCCAAACAAGGUUUAUUUGGUCGAUUUCGCCUGUUACAAACCGAACGAUUCCAACACCGUCAGUCGCGAAACAUUCAUGCAGCAUUCGGGUCUGGCAGGUACGUUUAACGACGAGAAUUUGGCGUUUCAGAAGAAGAUUCUGGAACGAUCUGGAUUAGGUCAGAAGACGUAUUUUCCUGAUGCGGUGUUGCAGGUUCCACCGAAUCCGUGUAUGGCCGAGGCUCGGAAGGAGGCGGAGAUGGUGAUGUUCGGUGCGAUUGAUGACUUGUUGAGGAAAACCGGAGUGAAGGCCAAGGAUAUCGGUGUUUUGAUCGUGAAUUGUAGCUUGUUUUGCCCUACACCUUCUUUGAGUUCUAUGGUUGUGAAUCAUUACAAGCUUAGAGGUAACAUUUUGAGCUAUAAUCUUGGAGGGAUGGGUUGCAGUGCUGGAUUGAUCUCUAUUGAUCUUGCCAAACAACUUUUACAGGUGAACCCAAAUUCAUAUGCUUUGGUGGUUAGCAUGGAAAACAUAACAUUGAACUGGUACUUUGGGAACAAUCGAUCUAUGCUCUUGUCAAACUGUCUUUUCCGUAUGGGCGGUGCUGCGAUUCUCUUGUCUAACAGGUCGAGUGACCGUCGACGCUCAAAGUAUCAACUAGUGCAUACCGUUCGCACCCAUAAGGGUGCGGACGACAAAUGCUACAGUUGUGUAUUCCAAGAAGAGGACAACGAGAAAAAGAUUGGAGUCGCUCUUUCUAAAGAUCUUAUGGCUGUUGCGGGUGAGGCCUUGAAAACCAACAUCACGACUCUUGGCCCGUUAGUGUUACCCAUGUCUGAACAGCUCUUGUUUUUCGUGACACUAGUCGCGAGGAAAGUAUUCAAAAUGAAAAUUAAACCGUAUAUCCCGGAUUUCAAGCUUGCAUUUGAGCAUUUUUGCAUUCACGCGGGAGGAAGGGCGGUCCUAGACGAGUUAGAAAAGAAUCUCGAGUUAUCGGAGUGGCACAUGGAACCAUCCCGAAUGACGCUCUAUAGAUUUGGUAACACUUCAAGUAGCUCUUUGUGGUAUGAACUAGCAUACUGUGAAGCUAAAGGUAGAAUAAAGAAGGGAGACCGAUCGUGGCAAAUUGCUUUCGGGUCAGGUUUCAAGUGUAACAGUGCGGUUUGGAGAGCUCUACGGACUAUCGACCCGACAAAAGAGAAAAACCCAUGGACAAGUGAGAUCCAUGAGUUCCCGGUACAUGUUCCGAAGAUCGCCCAAAUCGACUUGUAAGAUGUGGUCUUUUGAUGUUUGCUUAAAUCAGUGAGUGGCAUGUAUGUUACUUUCUUUCUUGUAAUGUAUGGGGAUAUUGAAUUUUAAAACUAGAUUUUAACCAAUAAGAUAUUUUCUUUAUUUUUUUAUA